Aethina tumida (small hive beetle) is the source of this 955-nucleotide messenger RNA. RefSeq names its product proteasome subunit beta type-5. NCBI's taxonomy places the organism in Eukaryota, Metazoa, Arthropoda, Insecta, Coleoptera, Nitidulidae. Gene Ontology annotation, cellular component: proteasome core complex. Bases 69 to 905 code for a protein of 278 amino acids. The record is from RefSeq and is a predicted model, not a curated record. The transcript has 4 exons. Gene Ontology annotation, molecular function: threonine-type endopeptidase activity.
AUCUUCGAUUUCGCAGUGUCAUUUGACUUUUUGAUUUUGUGGUUCGUGCAUAAACAAACUAUUAAAAAAUGGCUUUGGACGCUCUUUGUGGCCUGUCCGACUACGAUAACAAAGUAAAAUUGGAAUACGACAGAAAUGUAUCCAAAUUUUGCGGUAAUUUCAUGAAUAAUAUGACACUGGAAAUGCCGCCGUUUAAUCCUGGUGAAGGUUUAGAUUCGUUGAGAGUGGAUGAAAAUGGACAUGAAAUAAAAAUGAGAUUUGAUCAUGGAACUACAACAUUGGGUUUCAUGUACCAGGGUGGUGUAGUUUUGGCUGUCGAUUCCAGAGCUACAGGCGGUCAAUUCAUUGGUUCCCAAACAAUGAAGAAAAUCGUUGAAAUUAAUGAUUUUCUGCUGGGAACAUUGGCUGGUGGAGCGGCAGAUUGCGUAUACUGGGACCGAGUUCUGGCCAAACAAUGCAGAAUGUACGAACUUCGCAACAGAGAACGAAUUUCAGUAGCGGCUGCAUCUAAAUUGAUGUCAAACAUGGUUUACAAUUAUAAGGGAAUGGGAUUAUCAAUGGGAAUGAUGUUGGCUGGCUGGGACAAAAGAGGUCCACAACUAUAUUACAUCGACUCCGAAGGUACCCGUACAGCAGGCAAAGUGUUCAGCGUUGGAUCCGGUUCCAUUUAUGCAUUUGGUGUGCUUGAUUCCGGAUACAAGUGGGACUUGACUGACGAAGAAGCUUACGAUUUAGGUCGCAGGUCAAUCUAUCACGCCACACACAGAGAUGCUUAUUCUGGUGGUAUUGUUAGAGUUUACCAUAUGAAAUCCACUGGAUGGGUACACAUUGAUAACCAUGAUUGUAAUGAUUUGCACUAUAAGUUUGAACAGGAAAAGCUGGACAAACAGAAUAAAAUAGAUUAAAAUUAAUGUAUUUUUAUUAUAAUUUUUGAAUUAAAUUUUCUAUAAUAAAA